Molecule: messenger RNA, 3007 nt
Organism: Electrophorus electricus (electric eel)
Lineage: Eukaryota; Metazoa; Chordata; Actinopteri; Gymnotiformes; Gymnotidae
Source: RefSeq, a predicted model, not a curated record
CAUAGUUCACUGUGCUUUUAUAUUUGCUAUCCACAGAGGAGUUAAGACAUUUUAAAGAAGAGCAAAACACGAAAAAAACAAAACAAACAACAACCGUACGAACCCAGGGACUGUACCCAGGAACUGGAAGACCAAAAUACCGAGUCGUAAUGAAAUCAUAUCAGACGUUUUUGAAUGACAACAGACUAAAAGAUUUGUAGACAGAUUUUGUUAGCGGUUAGCUAGACCGGCUAUCAAACCAGUAUUAACUUGCGCGUUUUGUUUAGCUAACCAGCUAGCGUUAGCUACGAGCUGCGUCUCAGCUGCAUACUGCCUUUCAUGGUAGGACGAGGUUGUUAUCUGAGAGUCCAACACAGUCGCUAGAUAUCGUAUUGCCCAUGAUAUGAGAUGCGAUAGUAGGAAGGCAGCCGCCUGAUUUAAUCAAAUCUCAAAAAAAAAAAAAAAAAGACCAGAAAAGGUAAAUGAUUUAGACAAAGAUAUUAAAUCCAGGGACUGAUUCAAACGUCUCACCACUGGCUUAUCUUUCCCAGUCAGAUAUGUCGUAGUUGCACACGGCAAAGAUGUAUUUUGUCCGUACUUCUAUUCAACUUGGCUACUAAAUUGAAGAUCUUUUACUGAAAAGAAGACACUUUUUACAUCAUUCACAUAUUUCUGUAGGCGUGUAGACGCCUGCUGUUAUAGGUUCUUACCAUGGAUGAAGGCACUCUGGAACAAGCCAUCGAAACCUACAACGCUCAGCUGCAGCAGGUGGAGGCCGCACUGGCCUGCGGCCUGAGCUCAUCAGAGCAAACGGACCUCCUCACCUUGAAGGAGGACCUGUCACAGCUCAUUGAACUCACAAAGUCCAGCCUGGUGUCUGUGAAAAAGAGCCAGCUGCUGGCUUCUCUUGAGGAUCCUGAGACACACCAGAGUGCACCAGCUGACAGCCAAGAGCAGACCAAGGACGUCACUUUAGACGACGAGUUUGCUGCCUUCUACGCUGAGGUGUCUGAGGGUACUGGGGAGGUAAUGCGGAGCCCUAAGCCUGAUGAUGAGGAUGAUGAUGACGAGGAAGAAGAUAUAAGUGGCACUAAAGUACAAGCUCCUUACCGCACGUCAUGGGGGACUCUCGAGUAUCACAAUGCCAUGGUAGUGUGCUCAGAGGAGCCGGAUGGGGAGGAAGCUAGAGUGAGAGUGCUUUACCUACACCCAACACACAAAGCCAUGAAGCCCUGCACUUAUUUCCUGGAGGGGAAGUGCCGUUUCAUGGACUCCUGCAGGUACUCUCAUGGCGCAGUGGUGUGUGCAUCUGAGCUGAGGAACUUUCUUGAAGCAGACCUUUCAAACUUGCAGGAGGGGUCCUCGUGCUUAGCUAAGCAUGAAGAUGGCAUAUGGUAUCCUGCCAAAAUCACAGGAAUCGAGGGUGGUGUCUACACAGUGAAAUUUGAUUCAUUGCUCCUGAAGGAAGCUGUCCUGGAGGCCGACAGUAUUAUGCCUCCUUUGCGGCAGGACGAGUCCUCUUCUUCCUCCUCUGACUCAGAAGACGACCCUGAGCAGUGUUACACGGGUUAUGCUAAAGUUUUUAGUUCCUAUAAAGAGGAGGACACGCCCCAGGUAAACAGCUCUGAGUUCUGCGGCUGGGAAGCACAUACCCGAGGCAUAGGCUCCAAGCUCUUGCUGAAGAUGGGCUAUGAGUUAGGGAAAGGUUUGGGGAAAACACUAUCGGGCCGAGUGGAGCCUGUGCAGGCUGUCGUGCUCCCGAAAGGCCGCUCGCUGGACCAGUGCGCUGAGGUGACUCUGCGCAAGACUCGGGCCGCCAUCACCAAAGAGAACCCAGCCUUGGGCAAACGGAAGACGAAGAGGAAGCAAACUUCCACGUCGUCAAGGCCCAACGUGUUUGACUUCUUGAACUCUAAGCUGGGAGACGCCACUGGGGGUGUUCCAGCUCCUUCAGCUAGCUCCUCGGGUCGUGGGGUGGAGGCCUACCAGGGCGGAAAGGGCACUAAGCGCUCCCUGAACGUUCAGCUCUUUCAGACAGCUGAGAGAGUGAGCCAGGUGGAACGAGAGAUCCAGCAGCUCACUGAGUCUCUGAACAGGCGAAACGGGAGGGAUGCCACCGUACUGAGCCGUUUAGAGGAGAAGCUCUCGGCAUCUCGUAAGCUUCUGCAGCAACUGAGGACUCAAGAGCAGUCAAUCCAGAGAGCUCAGUACAAAGCCAAUACACACAAGAAAAUGACCGAAUUCUGAUCUCGCACAUGGGAGUACAAAUAUUAACCUUAAGCCUUUUUUGUAAUAAUGUUUGGUUAAGGUCUUUUUGAAACAGUGAAGCUUGGCAGAUGUGGCUAAUUUGGGACGUUGUAUUAACAUCAACUCCUCCAGAAGAGAAACAAAGCAACUGUGCAAAUGGCUUUUUACGGUAGCCAGGAUGAUGUUCUAAACUAUAUAAAAAGUUUUGUUCUUUAAAAUUGUUUUUCCAGCAUUCUUCUUAGAACUUUUUUACCAUUUCAAAGUCUCUCUUCAUCUUCAUCCCUUGGACCAGGACAUGAGAUAGAUCACUUCUCAUGAGUUUACUUAAAGUUAUUAAAUUGUGUUCUUUUCACCAUUUGCUCACUCAUGCACACUGACAGUGAAGUUUGUAGGUUGAGUAGCGGCAACGGAGUUGGAGAUGAUGGAAACAGCAGGUGGAAGAGUUGCAUUCUUAAUGUUCUGUAGCCCAGAAAUCAUGGUCUAUGUUUGUGCACUCUGUUGUGUUAUUAAUGUGCUUUAUAACUUCCUCCCAGGAAGACAGAGCAGGGUACAUUAGGCUAAUGAAUAAGCAGCACUUAAUGCUGGAGAAAACACGAUGCUGAGACUUGUUUUCCUCCUCUGUGUGUGGUUUAAAUUAUUUAGAUUUUCAAAACAGCUCCAGGUAUUCAGCUCAGCCACACACAUAUUGUUUUAUAUUGUCUUACAGUGAAAUGUCAGGCAUCUUUAAAGUGGCAUGUCCAUUCCUUUGGACUCUGUCCUUAAUAUAUUCAGUAUCACCCUA